AGACCGGCCUGCAUGCUUUUGACCACCUACUGCCUUGUAUUUCCAAUUGGGCUACAAAAAUGACUUCAACUGAAGGUAAAAUGGGCCUAUCAGGUGUGUUGACUGUGUUGCUGGGUUAAUACAGCCUCUUCUUUUGUAAACUGAGCGUGUGUUUUUAAGCUGGACACACACACCCUCAGUUAAUCUUAUUUGUAGGUCCUAUAAUUAGAAGGCCAGGGCAGACUUCUCUCACAGUUGGAGAGAGAAAGUGGUGUUGCGUUAGUCUUCCCUCCUGACAACAGCUGAAAUCCAUUUUUUUUUUGUAUGUCUCUUAAUGAUGAUGAUGUCACGAUGCUGUCUCCUGUCUGGAUGAAAAGCACACCAACGUAUCGUCCAGGACGAGGCUCUGUGGAAGGGAUUUCCAGGCAACACUAAGCACAAUGGCAGAGGCUUUCCAACAGUCCACUCUGGACCAGCAGGCCUUGAAUAGGGAGCCUGACUCUCCUAAAGACAACAAGCUGCCACCCUCAUCACCUGAUGUGGCACAAGAUGAUCAUGUGCCAGGUGUGGAUGCACCACAAGACGAGGAGCUAGAGAGUGUAAUCCAAGAUGAAGGUGGUCUACAGUGCCCCUUCCAACAGCACCAGAACCCUGAAUGUCUUGACAAGGAUCAGGGUAAUCUUCAUUGCACAGACCAGAAUCAGUCGUAUCUUGGAGGUCCAGAUUGCCUGGAUGAUGGAAACUGCCUUAGUACACAUCAUCGUGAUCCAAUGCAAGGCCAGUGUUGUAAUAUAGACCAGGAUGCUAAAGAACAAGAUAAUGUGUGUAGUCUGAACUCAGUUAAAGCUCAGAGGCAUGACAGCCCUCUAGAAAAUGAGGUUAAAGUGGAAGCCAAUGAUUCACCUCAGGACCCACAGGGAGUAAAUCAGUGUCCAAUAGAAGUGCAAGAUGGUUAUGACCAAGGAUUACCUUUACCUGUUCCUGUUUUUGUCCAGGAUCAGCUAAAUGAUGAUUCAGCCCAACAGGAUCAGGGCCAAAGUACUGAUCCAGGUCUACAUGGAGACCAAGACCAGUUGACCGCUGACCAAAAUCCACAACUUCUUCAAUUAGGCUGUGAUAGUUCACACAACGUCCCCAGUUAUGUUACCUCAGAGAAGCGGGUUCAGCCUGCAGGUUCACAUGAUGAUUUGAUUGAACAGCAUUAUUCCCCCCGUUGUGUGUACCGAGGCUUACCUCAGGAUCAAGAUCAAGCCACAUAUCAGGGAGAGGACCGCAAGGUGCCGUUAGUUCACCAAGCCGGUUCCAACCCCGAGCAGCACCUGACUACUGCCGCAGCCUUCGAGGAUGGAGCCGGGGAGUCAGGUGGCAGCACCCCAACGCUGGUAAUCACUCAGGCAGAGGAGUCUUGGUCACUGCCGCUGACCACACCAGUUGGGCUGCCAGUCACCCCAGCAGCAGUAGCAAAGCCUCGGGAACUGCAGAAGCCUACAGACCUGGCGAUCCCAGCGGCAGCAGCCGUUCCCACAGAUCCCAGUCCCAGUUCCAGUGAGGGAGGCGACACUGCCUGCUCGGACCUCCUGUCUCUAAAGAGUGACUCCAUAUCCCUGGCCAGCGAGCAGACCAUUUCCAGGAGGAGUGAGGAGUGCCAAGAGGAUGAUACUAGAAGUGUCGCUGCAUCUUCUGUCAUGUCUUUGUUCCACAGGGUGCAGCUGGACCCCGUGGAGAGGGAAUGGCUGAGAUACUCAGCUGUGGGAAACAUGGCCGCCCAGCGCCGGCUCCUCGCCCAGGACUCCAGCCUCGCCUUGAAGAAGGAUUUCAUCACUGGGUUUACGGCGCUGCACUGGGCAGCCAAGCAAGGCCGUCUGGAGGCUGUGGACAUGAUGCUUCGCUCCGGUGUGGACGUCAACGUCAGAUCGCACGGGGGAUACACAGCGCUCCAUCUCGCCUCCAUUCAUGGCCACAAGCACAUCGUCCAGGCUUUGAUCAAUACUUACCAUGCUAAGACCAAUGUCAGAGAUUAUCAUGGGAAGAUGGCAGUCCACUACUGGAGCGGUAAUGCUGACAUCUUCAACAAACCAGAGGGUCAGACAGGUGGGAAGUUGUUUCGGGGAAGACGGACCCAACGCUACGCCUUGCCUUCCUUACUGCUGUCCCGCUCGCGGAGCCAAGGCCAACUCAACCUGGACUUUGGGAUGGUGGCACAAUCCCCCCACGAAGCUCUGGACCUCCAAAUAUAAUGUUUCUUGUUGGACAUAUGACUUCUCUGACUUCAGAGAUGAUCACAAAUCAUCUGAGGCUGGACGUCGAUAUCAGAAGUGUUUCUCACCCUGAGCCUGUCCGCACAAAGAUAUAAAUGCUGUCCAGCAGUUAACUGCUGCAACUGAGCUGAUAUACACCAAGAGGCACGUCUGAGUGGGCAAAAAAAACAUAAGAAAACAUAUUAAACAGUACACACUCAUUCCUGGCUAUGCAUGUAGAGAUUUAGCAAACAAACUGCAAAUACUUGACAUCUCAGUGACUAUUGUGUAUUUUGAUUGUUCUGGUGUUAGCCAUGUUGAUUUUCAGGUAUAGCAAUAAAACUUCUUAUACUAGUUAGUUCAAGUGACUGUAUGAAAUUGUGUAUAAUGUGGGAUUUAAAUGGCCUUCAAGAAAAGCUUACUCAGUAAUGACUGCUAAUUUACAGUGUAAAAUGUCUAAUUUUUUCAUGAUAAUCAAUUGCAUCGCUAAUUACUGUAGAUAAUUCAAAUGGUAUGUCCAAACUCUAAUUUUGCAGAUGAAGUGGCCAACCAGCGGACGUUGUUAAAGGGUUUCAGUAAGUCGGCAUGUUAAUGUCUGGUUUGAACUGUACCACUGUCAGUAUUUGUUAAGCUUGGGGUGCCUGAUGUGUGGGAUUUUGCACUUACAUUAGGUCAAAACAGCGAGUGGAAGAAAGUUUAGACAAUAACAGAAAAAUCUUUGGAAAUCAAUUUUUUUUAUUUAACAAUUCUGUUGGACCUAGGUUUGAAUUUAACAUAGUUUCAUGUCAUUCUGACUCUGAUAAGUGCAGUGAGAAAAGAUGUUUGCAAUAAUAAUAAUAAAAGCUAUUUGACCCGAGUCUUUGGGCACGCUGGCUCUUGGUCGUUUACAUUAGGAAUUAAUAGUAAAUGUUUGACACAGUGAAACACGUUUCACCCUCCCGCUCUCAUUCACAAGCUCAUAAAUGUCUUCAUUAACUUCCACACCACUGGCUGGCUCAUAGCAUAAAGCUCAUUAUCUGCCUUAAUAAGCUAGACCAGGACCAUUUGUGUAAAUGAUAAGCAGGAAAUGAGACGAUUGGUGGGAGGACACACUCAACAGUGAUAAUAAACGCUCACUCAAGAUAAUGUGGAAAUUAGCAAAGCACUGUGGCUAUCAAGACUGUGAUUUAGUCCAUGUGUGACUAAAAGCCAUUGAGCAUACACAACUGUGUGAGUUAAUGGGAACAUACACAUGGCAAUCUGGGAAUUCAAAUGCAAGGUUUACAGAAAAUGAUCCAUAGCAGACUGAACUCUUCAAAUCUGCAAAUUCCGCAACACUUCUAGGUUUUUCAAUACUGCAAUCAGUGUGUAGGUUAUACACAAUAAAAUUGAUUUCCCCCA
This is a messenger RNA of Myripristis murdjan (pinecone soldierfish), 3596 nucleotides long. RefSeq lists its product as uncharacterized. Gene Ontology annotation, molecular function: protein binding. The record is from RefSeq and is a predicted model, not a curated record. Lineage: Eukaryota; Metazoa; Chordata; Actinopteri; Holocentriformes; Holocentridae. The transcript is spliced from 14 exons. Bases 420 to 2216 code for a protein of 598 amino acids.